Knipowitschia caucasica is the source of this 600-nucleotide messenger RNA. Lineage: Eukaryota; Metazoa; Chordata; Actinopteri; Gobiiformes; Gobiidae. The record is from the annotation of a GenBank genome assembly.
AUGUUCCUGUGGAAAGCCAGCGGGGACGGAGGCUUUGAUGGAAGCAGGUUAACGGGGUUCCAGCUGCCUGCCCCCAUAGUGAGCACGGGAUCUAGACUCACGCUAUGGCUGCUGUCGGACUAUGCGGUUAGCGGCCAGGGCUUUAAGGCAGUCUACGAAGCGCUGCCCAGUUACACUUGUGGUAAUCCUGGACAGCUGCAGAACGGCCACCAGCAGGGGUCUACGUUCAACAUCGGUGACAAAAUCCGCUACAGCUGCAGCCCUGGCUAUGUGCUGGAGGGUCACACCACUCUCUCCUGCCUCGCCACCUCUGCCGGAAACGCAGCCUGGGACUUCCCCCUGCCCUAUUGCAGAGCGGACGAUGGGUGCGGUGGGACUCUGAGGGGCCAGAGCGGAGUGAUCACCACUCCUAAUUACCCCAGCGAGUAUAACAACAAUGCCGACUGCACCUGGACUAUCCUGGCUGAGCCCGGGGACACCAUCGCCCUGGUUUUCUCUGACUUUCAGCUGGAGGACGAUUAUGACGUGUUGGAGGUUAGCGGCACCGACGGCUCCUCUCAAUGGUCUCUCGCCAUCUGCAGAAUCUCCUCCUCCCCAUGA